AUGCACCGAGAAACAUUCCUAACAUAGUUUGGGAACAGUUCAGCAGACAGCCCAGGAGCGACGUCAGCUUCCCACUACGAUAUAAAAGACCGGAGGUGGCCGGACCUCAGCAGACUGCAAGGGGUUUACCGAGACCGUCAUCCACUCCAAGGAGCCUCUAACGCUACAGACUACCAUAAAACAAGAGAUCCAGACGACUGAAAGAGGAAAUACCUACGGUCUAGGACUGCUCCGAAGACAGACUAUAUCGACUUUUCACAAAAGUGGGAACAGGAUUCAUCUUGAACGCGCACAAGAAUAUCAUCCAAGAUGCUGAUGUUUACUGUUGUCUUUGCCUUCCUUGGAAGCCUUAACAUGGUCCUCUCCUCUUCCUCUUGCUCCUCCGUGUGUGAGUGUCCACUGGAGAUGCCCAAGUGUGCACCAGGCGUGAGCGUCGUCCUGGACGGCUGCGGCUGCUGCAAAGUUUGCGCCAGACAGCUGAAUGAGGACUGUAGCCUGACCGAGCCCUGCGACCACACUAAAGGGCUGGAGUGUAACUUUGGGGCCAGCUUUGCUGCUGCUACUACUCGUGGCAUCUGCCGAGCCAAGUCAGAGGGCAGACCCUGUGAGUACAACAGCAGGAUCUACCAGAAUGGAGAGAGCUUCCAGCCCAACUGUAAACACCAGUGCACAUGCAUCGACGGUGCAGUGGGAUGUGUCCCGCUGUGCCCACAGGAGCUCUCCUUGCCCAACCUGGGCUGUGCCAAUCCCAGACUGGUCAAGGUGGCGGGCCAGUGCUGUGAGGAGUGGGUGUGUGAUGAUGGCAAAGAGACAGACAUCCUGGAGAGAAUCUUUGGAAAAGACACAAUGACUGAUGAACUGGAAAGAGACCUCACCAACAGGAACGAGCUCAUUACAAUGGUCAAGGGAGGACUCAAGUCUCUACCUGCAUUCAGACCAGAGCCAGAAGUCCACAUGUUUGACAGCCAGAAGUGCAUCAUCCAAACCACACCCUGGUCCCAGUGCUCCAAGAGCUGUGGAAUUGGCAUCUCCACCAGAGUCACCAACAACAACAGCGAGUGCAAGCUGGUCAAAGAGACAAGGAUCUGUGAAGUUCGGCCAUGCACCCAGUCACCUUACUCCAGUCUGAGGAAAGGGAAAAAGUGCAGCAGAACCAAAAGGUCCAUUCAGCCAGUGAAGUUCACUUACGCUGGCUGCUCAAGCCUGAAGAAGUACAGGCCCAGGUACUGCGGAGCCUGCGUGGACGGGCGCUGCUGCAGCCCUCAAAACACCAGAACCAUCCGUGUUAAGUUCCGCUGCGAAGACGGCGAGACCUUCAACAAGAACAUGAUGAUGAUUGAGUCCUGCAAGUGCACCUACAACUGUCCCCAUGUACACGAAGCCUCCUACCCCUUCUACCGCCUCUCCAACGACAUCCACAAGUUCAGAGACUGAUCGGGGAAGAACGCCCAAACUUCCACUCGACGGACAGUGAUCAUCAGCAUCUCUGGCAGCCAGGGGCGGCCCAGAUGAACGCAGGGGUUUCAAUCCACCACCAUGCUGUAACUAGAUUCCAAAGGAAUUGUAAGCUUACAUCAUGAGGACUUAAUGAAGUGCACUGUUUGCUGUGACCACAUCAGCAUUCUUAAAAAGAACUGCUUCAUAUUAAUGGAGCAUCCGAAGUAGCUUCGUUAUGGAGCAAGAUGUAAUUAAUAUUUGUACAUUUGUUAGUUGUUGAUAUCAAUUCACUGUGUAUAUUUUGAUCCUUCACAUCAGACAUGUCCCAGACUCUAGACCUGUAUGUCUAUAUGUAGAUAUGCACAUGUGCAACUCUGAUUAGCAUCCCAUCUUGUAUCUGAAGAACAAAACCCCAGAAUUGAAAUGUAACCUCUUGGCUUGUUUGACAAGUGUGCAGUUUCAUUCCUUCCUGACGUGGGCAUUAUUGUUCAUGUUUUCUGGCAGCUAUCGAACUCCCUUCAUGAAAAAGACAAGGCAAAACAUGUCAAAGGAUGAAUGAAUGUUUUUAUUAUUGUUAUAUUAUUUAUCGUUAUUUUUUAAAGUGUAGCUACUUUAUUUGGAUAUUAUUUGUCAUACUGGAAUAAAUUGUAAAAUGAUUUAAUUUUAUAUGCUACAAAUAAAACUGAUUUAUUUAUAAA
This is a messenger RNA of Monopterus albus (swamp eel), 2135 nucleotides long. It is a transcript of the gene ccn1, whose product is annotated as cellular communication network factor 1. Gene Ontology annotation, biological process: signal transduction; positive regulation of cell migration; positive regulation of cell differentiation. Gene Ontology annotation, cellular component: extracellular region. The coding region runs from base 310 to 1434 and encodes 374 amino acids. The record is from RefSeq and is a predicted model, not a curated record. NCBI's taxonomy places the organism in Eukaryota, Metazoa, Chordata, Actinopteri, Synbranchiformes, Synbranchidae. The transcript is spliced from 5 exons. Gene Ontology annotation, molecular function: heparin binding; integrin binding.